GUCUGCAGCCAUCAAUCCAGACCAGCUUUUCCCCACUACUUGGAGAAGGUGUAGGAACCUGUCCCAGCAUGCAUUGCACUUGCAGCAAUUUUGGGGAAAGUUUUUAGGAACUGAGCUUUAAGGAGCCCAUGCUGUUUUGAUCAUGAGAGCCACUGGUCCUUCAGUUGUCAUAAUCCAGCAUUUAAAAUCCUUGGGAAUUAAAUUGCGGAUGCCAAAGAAGAUGGUCAGCCCCGAUGUCCAGAGAAAAUCAUCCAGUGGAGGUCUCUUUGGAGUUCCCCUUCAGUCACUUCCACCCAGCACAGAGGGGGAGGUCCCUCAGCUCGUGGUUGACAUCUGCCAGUUUUUGAGCUGCCAUCUCUCCACCGAAGGUCUCUUCCGGAAGUCUGGUUCAGUAAAUAGGAUCAAACAUCUCAAGGCACAGCUAGAAUCUGGGGAGAACGCUCUGUCUUCUGCCCAUCCCAGUGAUGUAGCUGCUCUGCUGAAACAGUUUUUCCGGGAGCUUCCACAUCCGCUUCUCACCCCAGAGCUACAAGACCCCCUGUGCCAGAUUCAGCAAGCCCUGUGUGAAGAGGAGAGGGGCGCCGCCACAACCAUGGUGACUUGUCUGCUGCCGCCUGUCCAUGGGGAGACCUUGAGGUACUUCUGUACCUUCCUCCAAAAUGUAGCCUCCAGGUGUGAUGAGAACAGGAUGGACUCUGGGAACCUGGCUGUAGUUUUAGCUCCCAGUCUGUUCUCUAGCAGCAACUUGGGAGAAAAGCUGACACUUGCCACUGAGAAACAGCUGCAACUUCAGGCGUCUGCCAUUCAAAGUCUCAUCGAACGAUCCCAGGAUAUAGGGCAGGUUCCUUCCUUUAUUUUGGAGAAAACCUCUCUUCCCUGUGAUGUGGGUGAGGAGGACUCGGUCAGCCAGUACCUCGAAGGUCUUCGCAGGAGACGCAGGCGCAGUAUGAGCGGAAUAGUUAAUGACGCUUUAAACAAACUGAAGUCUGGCCUAGGUCCCUCAAGCUUUAGUACAGAUCGAGCAUUGGAUGAAAUAGAAUUGCCACAAAGGAGCAAAACCAAGCGUAAAGCAUCCGAGGAUUCUGGUUGUGGAGAACUUUGUACACCCAAGAAACGCAAAUCAAUAAUUGCCGAAGAAUAUCUGAACGAUGAAGAACCAAGCACAUCCCAGUCUCCAUUGCCAGACGACGCAGGAGGUGAAGAGGUGUUUUCUGACUUCUUGGUGAGUCCUUGCAACUUUUUGGACCUUAAUUCAGAAUCCCCUGCUGUUCCACCAAAUCCCGAUUCAUCCUCUCGUGGACAAAAAGGCAGAAAUAAGCGAAGAAACAGCAAACGCAUAAAAAGGCAGUCAGGCCAGCUCUCGAUUUCUCCUGCUCAAUUGGACAGAAAGGAGAAGGGUCGCAAUUCACUGAGACUCUUUUAUCGGGCACGAACAACCAAACGGCCACAGCCGACUUCAGAAUGUAAAACCCUGGAGCAGAGUGGGUGGAAUUUGAUGAAGAAGAUGGUUGCAGAUGCUCUGGAUGGACCUUUCUUCAAUGGGAGAGAUUUUCGAGUGGGUCUGAAAACUUCAAGCAGUGUUGAUAUCCCAGGUAACAAGGGUUCCUCUCUUGAACGUCCAACGUCUCCUCCUUCACUGAGGUCCUCUCCUUCCUUAAAGUCGCUGGCCCUUGUAAAUGAGUUGGACGCAGCAAGUUCAGAGAAAAAACGCCGGACAUUACGUCGUUCACUAAGCAUGCCAGAGAAGGUGGGUGAAUGUGUUCAAGCUGAUGGAGAUCAAGAAGCAUUCCUUGAGACCAGUUUGACCAUAAACAAGGAAAACCGAAGCCAAGAUGAUGGGCUGAAUUUCUCUACAGGAAAUGUAUAUAUGCAGGUAUUUGACAGCGACACUUUGAAAGACUGUUCAAACACAGGUGAUCUUCAGGAUGUCAACAGUCAGUGCGCUCUGGAUGAACUGGGCUCUUCUCAGUUCGUUUCGACCUUCAGAAGGUCUAAUGGUCACAUGUCCCAAUACCGCAGUGUAAGGAAAUUGGUCCUUAGCUUUCCUUGGACAUCUAGUAUUCCUGAUUUGGAUCCUCAGCAAAAAGACUGGGAAAAUCUGGCCACCCACACCAUCAGGCGUAAAGGGGCAAGACGAUUUGGGCGCUCAUUGAGUCAGGACUGUGGUCUGAGGACAAAUGGAGACCAGAUUGGAUUUAAAAGAUCAGACGAUGUUGGCAGUGGCAACUCAAAACUUUUAAAUGCACGGAACCGACAAGUAUUUGUUAGUCGUAAAAAUAUUACUCUGACCAACUGGGGCCAGCGUAGCCUGGAAGCGAGACGCCAAGUGUCCCUUGAGGAUAACCCAAUCGAUACUGAGAGGCAGCUAUCGGACGCACUUUUGAAUCUAGAUAAUGAGGCUUUCAUUUUCAAGGACAUGGUUGAGGAGGAAAGACAAUAUUUCAGUUCUCCAAAAUGUUCACUAAUUGGUUCUAGACUGGAACCUAUAAGUGACACAGUGGAUCUACCAGGUCAAUAAAAAUAGGGGUUGGUAUACUCUGAGGUCACUGGUUAGAUAUCUUGCCAUGGAUUCCCCGGUAUGACCGAGUACAUCACUGCACUGCUAUCAUUAUAGGUGCAAUGGUAGCUUGACCUUCUUGACAAAUGAAAGGUGUACUAUCCUUGUAGCCAGGCUGGGCACUGCAAAUAUUUUUGAAACCGUUUUACAGCUUUUAACUUGUCACAUAGUAAGUUAGAGUUAAUAAUUAAUCUUUUCAGUGGUAUUUCUUGGAUUUAUAUUUAUUGUGAUUUUAAAAUCUAGUAAUCAAUAUAGAUGUUAAUGUGUUGUAAAAUCAGUUUGUUUAGCGCAGCCAAAGAGUUGCUACACAGACGUUCCUUUAAAGCUGAACUCCUGCAAUUAUGUUUGUGUACUUACGUUGGCCCAACUUGAAGCAAUGAUUCAUAUCUCAUACCUGAGUCUACCGGGGAAGUUGUUCCUGGUGCUACUACAGUGAUUGCUGGAAUCCUCCGGUCCUGUGUCACCGUCCACAGAUUGUCUUGUAUGUUUUACAUUGAAUACAAGGCAUUUGCUGAUUUGACAAGGUGGAGAGGAGGGGCGAUGCCAUCACAAUCUCUACUUUGUCCAAUCUGUCAAUUGGGGCAGUUACAAGCGAGCUGCUCUCUAUGGCCAGGAAUAAGAAGAAAGAUACAAGGAUGUUGGUUUAUUGGUGAAUGUCUAAAGACGCAAAAUAUAAAAAUCGCAGCACAAAGGAGACCAGAUGUUGACGCGUUUCACGCUUAGACAGCGCUUGCUCAUAAUUUGUAACACUCCCUGGACGUGAAAUAUGGGCAUUGUACGCAGACACCUCGAGCAGGGUUUACUCCUGUUGCACCACCCCUUGUGGCCAGUAUGCAGAGGGGGAGCUGCUCGGCAAAGGACCUUGAAGAUCAUGGCUAUCCCUGUA
Rana temporaria (common frog) is the source of this 3443-nucleotide messenger RNA. RefSeq names its product rho GTPase-activating protein 11A-like. Gene Ontology annotation, biological process: signal transduction. The record is from RefSeq and is a predicted model, not a curated record. The transcript has 14 exons. Lineage: Eukaryota; Metazoa; Chordata; Amphibia; Anura; Ranidae. The coding region runs from base 143 to 2518 and encodes 791 amino acids.